This is a messenger RNA of Papilio machaon (common yellow swallowtail), 3575 nucleotides long. RefSeq names its product non-lysosomal glucosylceramidase. The record is from RefSeq and is a predicted model, not a curated record. Lineage: Eukaryota; Metazoa; Arthropoda; Insecta; Lepidoptera; Papilionidae. Gene Ontology annotation, biological process: carbohydrate metabolic process; glucosylceramide catabolic process. Gene Ontology annotation, molecular function: beta-glucosidase activity; glucosylceramidase activity. Bases 140 to 3070 code for a protein of 976 amino acids. The transcript is spliced from 15 exons. Gene Ontology annotation, cellular component: membrane.
CUAAUUUCCUUUUAGUCAUUUCAUUAUUUUCGGGAUAUUUUUGUCUUAGUAGAAUUCCAUUGCCAUGAUUUCUUUUUGUAUUUUAGACAUAGUUUAAAUUAAAGAGUAAUUUAAGAAAUUAGAUUUCUAAUACAGGACAAUGGUUGUUAUACAAGAUAAUAAAAUGGAUAUCGAAGUUAUAGGUGACCAAGAAAUGGGCCUUGAUAAGCCUCCUAAAUUAGGCCUAAAAUUAUUUUUAAAUCAUAAGUUUCCUCUUAAAAGUAAACAAAAUAUUGUACUGAGACCCAAGCAAAUGUUUGAAAUGAUGCCGCUUUCAGCAAGGUAUCUAAAAUAUUAUGUAGGAAAAAGAAUGCAAAAGAAACGUCCAAUAAUGGAUUAUGUAAAUAUGAUAUCAGCACAAAGGAUGUAUGGUUGUCCCAUUGGAGGUAUAGGAGGUGGUACAAUUGGCAGAGGGUUCAAAGGUGAAUUUUGUCGGUUCCAACUGUUCCCUGGUAUAUAUGAAUAUGUAACAGUACCAGAAUGUCAGUUUAUUGUUAACAUAAGAAAUGCCAAAAAUGAAACAAUAUAUCAAUCAGUUUUAUCAACUUAUAAAAAACCAAAAAAGGCACCUGCAAGUUGGGAGUGGAAUCUAAAAGGUUCUGAUUGUGAGUACACAGCCCUGUACCCUCGUGCUUGGACAACAUAUGACUUAUCUAAAUAUGGAAUUAAAUUAGUCUGCAGACAAAUAUCACCUGUGAUACCUCAUAAUUAUAAGGAUAGCAGUUUACCAUGUGCAGUAUUUGUGUUUUCUGCGACCAAUGUGAGCGAGGAUCAUCGUGAUGUUAGUAUUACAUUUACAUGGACUGAAGUGUUAGCUGGUCCAUACAAAAAGAAGAAUAUUGGUAAGCUAGAUUUAGAAAGAUAUUCAGAGGAAUAUAGUUGUGGUGUAACAUUGGAACAGAAGAUAGCUGAGAAUACGUGCGCUUUUACCAUCGCAAAACGAAAAUGUGAGAACGAAUCCAUUCACCAGGGUUACUGUUUGUGGAAUUCUUCUAAAACUUCCUCAUUUGUAUGGGAUUGUUUGAAAAAGAAUGGAAAACUACAACCCGAUUCGAGUCUCACUCCUCCACCUCCAAAUUUACCCGAUAAAAAAACAGAAGCCGAGAAUAAAAAUAAAAAGAAAGAAAAACCAGCGAAAAUUUAUAAAUGUGAUUCUAUAGGGCUCUCUAGUUGUAUAAGUCUGGACCCCGGGGGAACGGGGUCUACGGAGUUCGCACUCGUUUGGGACAUGCCUAUCAUAAAGUACAAAAAUGAUAAGAAAACACAUAAAAGGUAUUACACAAAGUACUUUGGCAGUGACGCCAUAGCCGGGGCCAGUAUAGCUGCUUACGCGUUAAGAAAUUAUGAAAACUGGGAAAAACAAAUUGUUGAAUGGCAGGAUCCGAUUUUGUCAAACAGCAACAUCCCAGACUGGUUGAAAAGUGCCUUAAUGAAUGAGCUUUAUUUUGUCGCUGAUGGUGGAACUAUUUGGUUUGAUGUCCGAGAUGAAUAUCCUGAAACAGAUCCGAGACAUGAAUUUGGUGUGUUCGGAUACUUGGAAGGUCAUGAGUACAGAAUGUACAAUACAUAUGACGUACAUUUCUACGCCUCCUUUGCGAUAGCGCAGCUUUGGCCCAAUUUACAGGUUGUGCUGCAAUAUAUGUUCCGGGAUUCGAUAGCAAUGGAGACUGUUAAAUGCAGACAAUCUCUAUAUGAUGGGAAAUCUGUUAAAUUUAAAAUCAAGGACUCCAUUCCGCACGAUUUGGGUGACCCGGAGGGCGCGCCGUUCACCAACAUCAACGCGUACAACAUCCACGACGUGAGCGAGUGGCGCGACCUCAACCUCAAGUUCAUCCUGCAGGUGUGGCGCGACCACCGUCUGCUGCGCGCACACUGUCCGCCCUUCGCCGACGACCGCUGUCGCACAAUGCCCUACAUCGACGACGUGCACGACGCCGACGCCGACGACCUGUACGCGCGAUCCACCGGACAGGCCGACGACCAGAACGCGCGCGUCACCACCCAGGCCGACGAGCAGUACGCGCGCGUCAGCGGACAGGCCGCCUCGCCCUCCGCCCCGCCCCGCCCCCGCAACAUCCUCGACCUGCUGUACAGCGGCGAGCUGCCCGAGGAGGCGGAGGGGGAGGCGCAACCGCAGUCGGAGGCGGGGGGCGGCGGCGCAGUGUGGAAUGCGCGCCUCUACCUCGCGCACAUGUACCCCGCCUGCGCGGCGCUGCUGCGCAAGGCGCGCGCCUGGGACACGGACGGCGAUGGGCUCAUAGAGAACGGCGGCUUCCCCGAUCAGACGUACGACGCUUGGGUCAUGAAGGGACCGAGUGCAUAUUGCGGAGGGCUGUGGGUGGCGGCGGUGAGCGCGGUGUGCUCGAUGUCGCGCACGCUCGGCUUUGAAGAGGACGAAAAGGAGUUCUCCAAACUUUUAGAACAAGCGCGCAAGUCCUACGAGGAGAAGCUGUGGUCGGGUUCCUAUUAUCGUUUCGACGCCCGCCCCUGCAACCGCAAUGUGGUAAUGGCGGAUCAAUUGGCGGGACAUUGGUACCUUCGUGCGUCCGGUUGUGCGGAGCAAGUGUUCCCAGAGGCUAACGUGAGGAAAGCUCUGCAGACGAUAUACGACAAUAACGUACUGAAAUUCGCGGGGGGCAAGUUGGGCGCCGUCAACGGGUACGUGGUGGGUGCGGGGGGUGCAGCGGCGGGUGCGGGGGGUGCGGGGGGCGGUCACGUGGACACUUCUGCGCUGCAGAGCGAGGAGGCGUGGACCGGCGUCACAUACGGACUCGCCGCGCUCAUGAUAUACGAAGGUAUGAACGAGCAAGCGUUCGCGACUGCAGGCGGUAUGUAUAACACAAUGUCACAAAUGGGCCUGACCUUUGAGACACCGGAGGCUCUAUACGAGAAUGGUAACCAUCGCUCUAUCGCGUACAUGCGACCUCUCUCGAUAUGGGCCAUGUACCAGGCGAUUACUGCCUUGCCUCAGUCGCCCGUCUCUCUGCCCAAUGGCCAACCGCCUCAUGCCAAACUUAACAAUCAUUUAUAAUAUUUAUUCAAUAUUUAUUAACAAAUAUUUAAUAAUACAAAUUCAUACUAAAAUGUGGUUGACUAAAGCUACACACCCUUAAUUUGGUUUGGUUCCGAGCUCCUUAGUUGGAACAUAAUAUGGAAGUGACGAAGAUGAAUUUUUAACGAUUAAGGUGCGUCGUAUAAUCUAGUCUUAGGCGAUCUACUAAGUAGAUUUUGUUGUCAGGAUUGUAUUUAACGUGUUAUAACACGAGUAUUGCCCGUGGUCCUUAAGUCAACGAGUACUGACUAAUGGCGAUAACGUAAAACGACAAAACUUUUUGAAACUUUUUGCGUUACAUUGCGUUUAUCGUUCAAUAAGGGCAACGGAUCAUGACGAUUAGAGCGAAAAACACGCAACAUGAUUAAAUCUUUCAGUAUUUUUAACCUGAAGUAUAUAAUAUAGGAAUUUAUAAAAUAAUUAAUAUGUAUGCGUGAACUUCGUGCGGUAGAUGAAUUAAACCAGUUGUAUUUGUCGCAACAAA